Xenopus laevis (African clawed frog) is the source of this 1469-nucleotide messenger RNA. RefSeq names its product transmembrane p24 trafficking protein family member 8 L homeolog (gene tmed8.L). The coding region runs from base 155 to 1141 and encodes 328 amino acids. The record is from RefSeq and is a predicted model, not a curated record. Lineage: Eukaryota; Metazoa; Chordata; Amphibia; Anura; Pipidae. The transcript is spliced from 6 exons. Gene Ontology annotation, cellular component: Golgi membrane.
AUUCGGCACCUAUCGGCUUAUUUCGCCGUGUAUGUAUUCUCCGCCCAUAUCUAUUACCUGCUCUUUAACCAUAGGCUGACAUUUUCCCUAUGUUCGGGCGUCCCGCCCAUUUUCGGAGAUUGGCGAACAUUAUCAAGGCAGAGGAAACGGUUCCAUGUCUGCAACUGAGGAGGCUGCAGCAUCCUUGCCCGGCGAGGGCACGGAUACUUGUGAUACCGGGAGCAAUCAGGCUGUCGGCAUGGGAGUUCCGGAAGUCGACCAGUGCCGACCAGAUACAGGGAAAACCGCUGGCGAUGAGGAUCAAUAUAAUGAGGGGUGCAAGACCGAGGAGGAGGUGGCAGCACUGUCAGUGGAAGAGACAGAAACAGUACAAGAGCAAAUAUCUGAGAGGUCCUUGCCUAGUUCAGAGGAAGGUUCCCCUGAAGGAUUUAUCCAAAAUUCUGGCAUGAUUCCAAAACAGGAUUUCAAAAAGUCAAAUUUAGAGCAGGAGCUGGAAAUUAUGCUGUCUCAAUGCUCUGUGGAGUCCAAAACCGAGGAUGUCCUGAUGAUUCAGUCAGAAGACAGUGGUAAAGUGGACAUUCUGAAAAUGGAGGGAAUCCAGAGUGACACAGAAAAAGGAGAAAAAGCACCUCCACCUCCUUUGUCCCCACCAUCCACCUGGACAAGUGCUAACUUGCGUGAAUUUAAGAACCGCAUGGCAAAGGAGAAGCAUGGUGUUCUAACUGUACGAAGAGGGGAGGUGCUAACAGUCAGAGUUCCCACACACCCUGAUGGGAAACGUCUUUGCUGGGAAUUUGCUACUGAUGAUUAUGAUAUUGGUUUUGGAAUUUAUUUUGACUGGACCCCAGUUACCAGCACAGCUGUCACUCUACAGAUCAGUGAGUCAAGUGACGAAGAGGAUGAGGAGGAAAUUGAGAGUCCUUGGCAUGGUCGAGAAGGGGAUGUGGAGCGGGGAUCCGUUUACAGGCUGCGUAGCCGGUACGGGGAAAUUGUGCAAGUUUACCGCAGAGACAGUCAUAGAGAGGUACAGGCAGGUAGUCACGAGUACCCUGGAGAAGGGGUUUACAUCCUCAAAUUGGACAAUUCCUAUUCCCUUCUGCGCAACAAGACUCUGUACCUUCAUGUAUACUACAGCAGCUGAAACAUCCAGUACUGGGGGUGUGAGUUUCUUUUUUUUUUUUUUAAUAUGAAGCAUAAUUGCAUUUGGUGGCAUUUGUGUUUGUGUACACAGACGGGCAUUUUCCCACUAGCAGAAGUACAUUGUUAUACUUGUAUGAAUGUGUCUUCCCAUUUUCCCUUCUUUGUGCAUUAUAUAUGUCAAUUCCAUUUAUAUGGGUGUGUAUGAACACCUCUUACUUCUUACAUGACAGGCUGGAAGAGGGCUUCCUGAGCAGGCUGCCAAUUAAUCUUCUGGUCUUCAUGCAUGUAGGAAACAGUUUAUUUCUUGAUAAAAACAAAGCAUCUUUUAA